AUGUCCGCAGUAUCUGUGUCGCUAAUGAUGUUCGUUGCGUACCCUCGUCCUGGAACGUACUAUGUCAUUAUGCGAAUACAUGGAACUGGGCCAAAUAUGCUUAACAAGCGUAGCCAGAACCAAAGUAAGGUUCUUGAGAGGACAGAAAUAGUGUGUGCUGAGCCAGCUCCUGAGUCUGAGUUCGAGAAGCCGCGUUGUGAUCGAAAGCCGAAGGUUGCCACUUUACAGCCUGAUACAAUUGCCAAUAUACAGCCAAUGCUGAUGCAAAUGCCAAUACUCUCGAGCACUCCGCCUGCCACGCAAUACCAAAUCCCGUACCGUGCCUCGCUCCCGUUCGCCUCUGCACAAGGUCAAUGCUAUUCCGGCUCCAUUGACAACAAUCAGUACGCCGAUGGCAUCAAUGCCGCUGAUAGCAACCAUCUUGAGCUGUCUAACAUCGUCGAUGUCUCGUUCCCCGUGCUGAGCACCAACAACUAG
This is a messenger RNA of Zasmidium cellare ATCC 36951, 477 nucleotides long. RefSeq lists its product as uncharacterized. The transcript has 2 exons. The record is from RefSeq and is a predicted model, not a curated record. Bases 1 to 477 code for a protein of 158 amino acids. Lineage: Eukaryota; Fungi; Ascomycota; Dothideomycetes; Mycosphaerellales; Mycosphaerellaceae.